Molecule: messenger RNA, 2036 nt
Organism: Tilletiopsis washingtonensis
Lineage: Eukaryota; Fungi; Basidiomycota; Exobasidiomycetes; Entylomatales
Exons: 2
Coding region: 259-1830 (523 amino acids)
Source: RefSeq, a predicted model, not a curated record
CACCCGUCAUUGGGCCGCGGCGGCAGCAUCAGGAUCAGCGCCUGCACCGGCGUCCGAGUCAGCGCCUCGUCGCCGUCGAGCGCCUCGGGUUCACAUGCAAGAGCAGAUGCAGGACGCGGCAUGCAGGCGCCAAAGAACGAUGCGGCGCGUCUAUCGUUGGCCCGUGGGCUUGCGGCGCUGGCGCGUCGCCAGAGCGGCAGCGUCAGCGCUCAGGGUGCAGCGGCAGCAUGCGUCUAGCGCACACACGCGGCCGGGCAUAUGCUGCGUGCGCCUACCCCCCUGCACGACCGCUUCCGUCGGGAGGGGUCGACUAGGCUGCAUGCCGACCAGGCGACGAGGCCGACGAGGCUGCGCUGCGCAUCUGCUAACAAGAGAGAACGAGGCGAAGAGGUGCCAGGCGCCCUGCGGACUGCGGCUCGCAUUUGCCGGGGAGGCGCCAUUCCUGCGGCGAGCAGACGCUUCAUGCAUCAGGCGCCGGGUCCUUGGAUGCGCGUCGAGAAGCACAGCUCAAGCUCCUUUCGCGUCGGCGACAAAGCGGGAGGAAAACGAAAAGAAGGGCCCCUGCGCUGGCAACGAGGACCUUGUCGCCCUCUGCGCUGCUUCGAUACGGUCCUUAGCGCAGCCUCGGCCGGCGCUAUGCAGUGCUUAGGCACGCACGCAUGCAGUCGCAGAAUGCAGGAGCUUUUCCGGGGUUGGCCAGGGGGGAUGGGAACGCGACAGCACACCAAGGAGACCAAGUCGCCGGCCGCAGCCACGAACGCUCUUGUUCCCGUCGAGCACGCAUGGCAGAAGCCCCGGGACUGCGUGCCAUGGACUAAGGCUAGCUAUGCAUGCACCUUGCUCCGCAUUGAUGCAGCCGAUGGAGGAAGGCGGUUUGCUGCGAAACGCGCAACAACGAAGAGCAGACGCGCGUCGAGGCGGCCGCGUCGUCGGCAAUCUCUCCCCGCUGGGAGCCCGAAAGGCCUGGCACGCCGUAGAUCAAGAGUCAGGAUGAAAGUCGGGCCGCGAGCGAUGGCCGUCUGCGCGUGUCGAGCAAGAACGGGGGGUGGCUGCCGCGACUGCCGCCGCUGCUUCUCGCACGGCUCGGGGGAGCUUUUGCUUUCGUGCCGCGGCAGAGGUCCAACACUCCUCAUCGGUGCGCAUGCACGCCGCGGGCUGCUGGGCCGAACAAGAAGCAGGUGCAGGAAGGUACCAAGCCUGCGCCACGCUGGCGGAGCUGCGGCUGCGUUUUCAGCGGCGACCCGCGUCAGAUUCAAAGCCAGCGGCGGCUGCGUCGACGGCGGCGCGGGCACGCGACGGGACGAUGGACGCAGAGACGCAGCAGCUCGCACACCUGCCAUGCCGCCGCCCGCGCAACGCCCAGCCUUUUCGGGGCGGAGGCGGCCGUGCGGCCCAUCCCGCUGCAUCGCUGCGGCGUCUGAGUUGCUCGAUGUCGUCCGUGCCUUUCAUGCUGCGUGUGAGCCGGACCAAGCUCGGCGGCCUGUGCGGCGCGGCAGGCCAGACGAGCACGUCACGGCGGACGUCUGCGGCAUUCGACGUGCCGCCUGCUCGUCGCGGCGAGGAGUGCGGCCCCGUGAGGCGGCGCUGCUGCGGUGCGCCUGCGGAGUGCGGCACCGAGUGCGGCGGCCGUUCCCGCGGCCUGUGCUGGGGUGCCUCAAGGACUCGCUGCGUCGCCUCUCAUGCGGCUGUGGAAAUGCCGCUGCACGCCAGCGGGUGGGCAGCCGAGCGGUGCUUCUAUGGGCCUGCGCAGCCGUCGGGGCGACGGCCCUGGCACGGCACGAGCAGGUGCAGCGGCAGCGCACCUCUGUCUGCGUGUGCGCCUUCUCUUGAUCCAGCACGCUGCAGCUGCCAUCCUGCCACGCAGAUGCUGAUGCGCGCGGCGGGCUCACAUGCUUCGGCGCGCCGGGGAGAGAGGGCCAACGAAGCGCCGUCAGCUCCAACGCAGGCGUGGCGGUGCAGCGCCGGCACCGGAGGGGGCCGCGGCAACGCAGGCAUGCGAAGUGCAGCUUGGUGGCACCCCUCGUCACCACACCGUC